Molecule: messenger RNA, 1487 nt
Organism: Colias croceus (clouded yellow)
Lineage: Eukaryota; Metazoa; Arthropoda; Insecta; Lepidoptera; Pieridae
Gene: bru3
Product: CUGBP Elav-like family member 4
Exons: 14
Coding region: 24-1379 (451 amino acids)
Biological process (GO): regulation of alternative mRNA splicing, via spliceosome; mRNA splice site recognition
Cellular component (GO): nucleus; cytoplasm; ribonucleoprotein complex
Molecular function (GO): mRNA binding
Source: RefSeq, a predicted model, not a curated record
AUUUAAAUAAUAAAAACAUUAUAAUGUCGCUACUCUGUGGAGCCUAUCUAUUUUCAGAAGCCGCCGGACCACUAAUGUCUGAGCCAAUUUUGAGUUUAUACAAAUCACCUUUAUCAGGCUGCGCUUUCCUCACAUAUUUCAACCCGGAAAGCGCUUCGAGCGCACAAUCAGCCCUCCAUGAAAAACGGACGUUACCAGGGAUGAAUCGAGCAAUACAGGUUAAACCAGCAGAUAGUGAAAACAGAGGAGAUCGAAAGCUGUUCGUGGGGAUGCUUAGCAAGCAACAGACCGAAGAGGAUGUCCGGCAGUUGUUCACGCCGUUCGGCACUAUAGAGGAGUGUUCGAUACUGCGCGGUCCGGACGGCUCCAGUAAAGGUUGCGCCUUCGUCAAGUUCAGUUCCCACCAGGAAGCGCAGCAAGCGAUCACACAGCUGCACGGAAGUCAGACUAUGCCGGGAGCCUCUUCUAGCUUAGUGGUAAAGUUCGCUGACACUGAGAAGGAAAGACAACUGCGGCGUAUGCAACAAAUGGCAGGCAACAUGAGUCUUCUGAACCCCUUUGUUUUCAACCAGUUUGGGACCUACGGCACCUAUGCUCAAGUCAUCACUGAACAGCAACAAGCAGCUCUGAUGGUAGCCGCAACCGCGCAAGGCUACAUCAGUCCCAUGACUGCGCUCGCGUCCCAUGCUCUCAAUGGAAUGGCUAAUUCUGUGGUACCACCUACUUCGGAGAACUUCACGGGCCUCGCCAUCGGCACGGGCGGGGGGCAGCCGCUGAACGGCGCGCUGCCCUCGCUGCCCUCGCCAACAAUGCCCGGCUUCAACAUGGCCGCGCAGACCGCCAACGGCCAGCCUCCACCGCAGGAAGCUGUAUAUACUAAUGGGAUACAUCAGACUUUUACUGGACCGGUGCCGGUAACAGCGCAAGGCCUACCGAACGGCGAGGCCGCGCUGCAGCACGCCGCCUACCCCGGCAUGCAACCCUUCCCGGGAGUCGCUUACCCAGCGGUAUAUGGGCAGUUUCCGCAGCCGAUCCCACCGCCGAUGUCGACUAUUGCGCCGGCGCAGAGAGAAGAUUUUCUUAUGUUCCCAGGGUGUUCCAUCUCAGGGCCCGAGGGCUGCAACUUGUUCAUCUACCACCUGCCGCAGGAGUUCGGGGACGCGGAGCUGAUGCAGAUGUUCCUCCCGUUCGGGAAUGUCAUCAGCAGCAAGGUUUUUAUCGACCGCGCUACUAAUCAGAGCAAAUGUUUUGGGUUCGUAUCGUUCGACAACCCGGCGUCAGCACAGGCGGCGAUCCAGGCGAUGAACGGUUUCCAGAUCGGCAUGAAGCGGCUGAAGGUGCAGCUGAAGCGGCCCAAGGACGCGCACCGCCCCUACUAGCACGAGCUCGCGCUCUCGCGCGCCUGCCCCCACGCACCGAGGGCAUCGCUGGGCCAGUUCCGGCCGCGGCGCGCGAGUUCACGGAGCGUGAACCAUUUCAAUGAAUUU